Molecule: messenger RNA, 2003 nt
Organism: Megalops cyprinoides (Indo-Pacific tarpon)
Lineage: Eukaryota; Metazoa; Chordata; Actinopteri; Elopiformes; Megalopidae
Gene: grhl1
Product: grainyhead-like transcription factor 1
Exons: 15
Coding region: 133-1992 (619 amino acids)
Biological process (GO): regulation of transcription by RNA polymerase II
Cellular component (GO): nucleus
Molecular function (GO): RNA polymerase II cis-regulatory region sequence-specific DNA binding; DNA-binding transcription activator activity, RNA polymerase II-specific
Source: RefSeq, a predicted model, not a curated record
GCCACCAAAACCCGUUCUUUUAGGGACGCGUUUAACAUCGCCCUCAUCCCGCUUCUUGAAAAAGUUUUUUCCAGUAAAGAGGCCGGAUCGGAUUUACCGUACCAACUAGAAAGUCCAGUUCGACCGACCAAGAUGACACAGGAACAUGACAAUAAGCGGGCAGUGCUGGUGCUACAGAAUGACCCCCCUUACGGUCAGCGCCGGCCGUUCACCAACGAGGACGAGGCCUGGAAGUCCUUCCUAGAGAACCCGCUGACAGCCGCCACCAAGGCCAUGAUGAGCAUCAAUGGGGACGAGGACAGUGCGGCCGCGCUGGGCCUGCUCUAUGACUACUACAAGGUACCCCGGGAGAAAAGAUCAAUACCACAGACCAAGACAGAGGUGCUGGCCUCUGAGGUGGAUCCCAACAAAAGGAACCUGAUGGCCCCCCUGCCAGAGGCUGCCAUGGCGACGCCAGAGAACCGAAUCCAGGUGCUGAAGAGCGUCCCGUUCAACAUCGUCCUCCCAGGGAACCAGCUGACCCCGGACAAGAGGGUGGCGCCGUUCCCCUCGCCCGACACCACUGUCACCGUGUCCAUCGCUGCCAUGCCCAACUACCCCAUGAAGCCGGAGACACCGUCACACGGGUUCGCCGUGGCUGUGCCAGGCGGGGCCCACUGUGCCGAGACCGACGCCCACGCCGUGGCCUUUGACCGGCAGCUCAACCACAGCCAGUUCAGCCCCAACACACAGCCGCGCACGCCUGACUCCACCUUCCCCGAGACCUUCAAAGACGGGUCCCAGGAGGUGUUCUCAUUCCCAGGGGAUCUCCAGUUGCGCAUGGCCUCCAUCACGCCCGAUGAUUACACGGCCUUUGACACAACAUCAGGGAAUAACUUUGAAUACACACUGGAGGCCUCAAAGUCCCUGCGACAGAAGUCAGGUGACGGCACCAUGACCUACCUGAACAAAGGCCAGUUCUACCCCAUCAGCCUGAGGGAAGUGGAGAACGGCAAAGUUUUGCAUCACCCCAUCAGCAAAGUGCGGAGCGUGGUGAUGGUGGUGUUUGGGGAGGAGAAAUGCAGGGACGACCAGCUCAAACACUGGAAGUACUGGCAUUCCAGACAGCACACAGCCAAACAGCGCUGCAUCGAUAUCGCUGACUACAAAGAAAGUUUCAAUACCAUCAGCAACAUCGAGGAGAUCGCCUACAACGCCAUCUCCUUCACGUGGGACAUCAAUGAGGAGGCAAAGAUCUUCGUCUCGGUGAACUGCCUGAGCACGGACUUCUCCUCUCAGAAGGGGGUGAAGGGGCUGCCGCUCAACCUGCAGAUCGACACCUACAGCUACAACAACCGCAGCAACAAGCCCAUCCACCGAGCCUACUGCCAGAUCAAGGUGUUCUGCGACAAGGGCGCUGAGCGCAAGAUUCGUGACGAGGAGAGGAAGCAGUCCCGCCGGAAGGGGAAGUGCCCCGACGGGCCCCCUGGCAUCGGCACCUUCGUGGACGUAAAGGUGCCCAUUCUGCACAAGCGGAGCGACAUCACGACCUUCAAGAUGAUGAGCGACCUUGACACUCAGCCCGUCCUCUUCAUCCCGGACAUCCACUUCUCCAGCUUCCAGCGGCAUCCGUUUUCAUCAGAGGAAGGAGAGGAAGGCUCGGGCAUGAAGAGACUACCCUACUCCAACGAGGAUGAGUUUGGCCCCCCUGCUGCCAAAGCCGCCAGGAUGGACGAACCCAAGAAAGUGUUGCUGUACGUGCGGAAGGAGACAGAGGAAGUGUUUGACGCCUUAAUGCUGAAAACCCCAACCCUGAAAGGCCUGGUUGAGGCGAUUUCUGAGAAGUAUGAGGUGCCCCUGGAGAAAGUGGGAAAAGUGUACAAGAAGUGCAAAAAAGGAAUCCUGGUCAACAUGGAUGACAACAUCAUCAAGCACUACUCCAACGAGGACACCUUCCAGAUCCACAUGGAGGAGAUGGGGGGCAUGUACAAGCUGACUCUGACGGAGAUCUGAGCAGAAUCAGG